UUCCCCCCUUUUAGCCCCCGCCUCCUCCGCCACUCGUCCUCCGGCUUCCACCGCAACCCCACAACCGCACGCCACCAACACCCGCCGCAUCCGCCCCGCCCCGCCCCGCCCCACCGACGGACGAAACCCUAACCCUAGCCUCCCCUCCCCCUUCCCCUUCCCGCCGCCGCCGCCCAUGGCGGGGCGCCGAGGCUGAGCGCCCCCGAUCGCGCGCGAGGAUGGAUUGAGCCGAGACACGAGGCAUGGGGCCCAACCCUAGCCUGGACAUGCUGGCCGCCGCGGCGGCGGCGGAGGCGGCGCCGCCGCCCAGGGGCCGCGUGGUGCGGAUCAUCGUGCACGACGCCGACGCCACCGACUCCUCCUCCAGCGAGGACGAGGCCGCGCCGCCGCCGCUGCUUGCCAUGCCGACGACCAAGGAGGAGCGCCGGAGGGACCGCAAGAAGCGCCGCCGCGUGAUGGAGGCCGGGAGGAGGGAGGACUCGCGCCCGCCGCAGGCCGGGGGGAGGACCCCCUCGGUGCGGUACCGCGGCGUGCGCCAGCGCCGGUGGGGCAAGUUCGCCUCGGAGAUCCGCGACCCGAUCCAGGGCCGCCGCCUCUGGCUCGGCACCUUCGACACCGCCGAGGAGGCCGCCGCCGCCUACGACGCCGCCAAGAUCCGCAUCAGCGGGAGCCGCCGCCCGCCCGACGCCACCACCACCACCACCACCACCGGCUGCUUCCCUUUCCCGUUCCCGCCGCCAGAGCCUCCCAAGCCCACCGUCCUGCGCCUUCCCAUGCCACAUCCUGCCAAGCCAACCGUCCUGCGUCUUCCCAUGUCACAGACUGCCAAGCCGAUUGUCUCGCCGCCGCCGCCCCCUUCGCCUGAGCCUGUCAAGCCGGCCAUCUCGCCGCCUCCUCUGCCAGCUAAGCCGUUCGCCCUCCCGUUGAAGCUGAGGCUGAAGCUUUCCUUCAAUCCACAGGUCAAGGACAAGGGUUGGGGCUGGUGCUCUGCAGGCGAUGUCAAGGAGGAGGAGGACGUGGGCUGUGAUGGCGAGGCAAAGGUUGGGGAUGUGAUUAGUGCAGGAGAGGUCAAGGUGGAGGAUGGGGGCUGUGCAGAGGAGGCGAAGGAGGUCGGUGGUAACUCUGAGAUCCAGGCGGUCAAGCCAAUGUGGGCGAUGAUCACCGGGAAGCGAAAGAAGCGGUCAGGGUGCGGCACCCGUGUUGGCGCCCUCCACGCCUCCUCCGUCUGCGUCGAGGAAGUUGGCGGGACCUGAGGGAGGUUCCAACUAUCCGUAAUUACUAUCGUUAGAUCUUUCACUCUUCUGCCUAGCGUCGUCGGAACUUCUUUGGUAUUGUGUAAUUUUUGUCAAGUACUAAACUCCUUGAUGUGCAAACUCAUGACCAUCCUGUCAUAUGAUUUGCGGAUGAUUUAAUGUAUAUACACCCUUCAAUA
Molecule: messenger RNA, 1432 nt
Organism: Hordeum vulgare subsp. vulgare (domesticated barley)
Lineage: Eukaryota; Viridiplantae; Streptophyta; Magnoliopsida; Poales; Poaceae
Product: ethylene-responsive transcription factor 1-like
Exons: 1
Coding region: 243-1253 (336 amino acids)
Biological process (GO): regulation of DNA-templated transcription
Molecular function (GO): DNA binding; DNA-binding transcription factor activity
Source: RefSeq, a predicted model, not a curated record